Molecule: messenger RNA, 651 nt
Organism: Gryllus bimaculatus (two-spotted cricket)
Lineage: Eukaryota; Metazoa; Arthropoda; Insecta; Orthoptera; Gryllidae
Source: the annotation of a GenBank genome assembly
AUGAUGUGCAUUACAGAUCGUACUACGACAAGCCAUAAGAAGAAAUAUAGUCAAUGCUAUGACAAUACGAGGCAAUGUGCACCUAUAUUAGAUAUCGGACGUGUCGUGGUCAACCUUUCUAGACAUCAACUAACACAGGAGGAAACGACGGUUUUAGCUAAAGGAGGAAACGUCGCCAUUAUCCCAACUAAUUUACCCGUGGAAGAUAUCAUUGCCAGUAUCGAACCAGUGAUUCGCAAAUUGCAACCGGACGUAGCGGAAGAAAUUCGACGUGACUCUGCGAGAAUUCUUCAACACUCUAAACCACCUGUUUGCAAUAUUGCCAAAAACGAGAAAUCUGCCCUAAACAAAUUAAACGGGAAUAAGGAUAUCAUUAUUUCUGCAGACAAAGGUAAUGCGACUGUCAUUACGGACACUGAAGAUUACCAACAGAAAAUCAGGGACAUUUUGAAUACCGAUAACUACAGGCCUCUUCCCAAAGAUCCUACGGCUUCUAUUUUACGCAAGUCCAAUGAUCUAAUCAAGAAAUCUAUACCACAGGAACAGAAGUUUCUAAAGAUUUCUGAAGCGCUACCUCCUAGACUAUAUAGCUUACCAAAGAUCCACAAACCGGACACGCCACUACGGCCUAUUGUGAGUGCUAUUAAUUAG